AUGAGGGGAUGUGGUAAUUCCCCCUGUGGUGUCUGCAAGUUCUUGAGAAGGAAAUGUGUUAAGGGUUGUGUAUUUGCACCUUAUUUCAGCUAUGAAGAAGCUGCUGCUCAUUUUGCAGCCAUCCACAGGGUGUUCGGGGCGAGCAACGUCGCCAAGCUCCUUGCUCACCUCCCGAUGAGCGAUCGCUGCCAAGCAGCAGUCACCGUCUCAUACCAAGCUCAGGCCAGGCUUCAAGAUCCCAUUUAUGGUUGCAUUUCGCGUAUUUUUGCCCUCCAACAACAGGUUGUGAAUUUGCAAGCUCAAUUGGCUGCACUCAAGGAGCAAGCUGCAGCUCAUGAACUCAUCAUUAUGAACAGCUCCAGCAGUACUACUACUGCAGGAAACCCUAAUCACCACAAACCCUACGCCGAAAGCCCUUCUAAUUAUUAUUGUUUCCCACAGGAUACUGUUCGUAAUUGGUGCCAGAAUCAUGUCGAAAUGUCCCAAUGGGAUACGUGUUUGAACAACAACAACAUCGGAAGCAUGCCAAUCCAUUCUGACAGCAGAAUCAUCACUCCGAACCCUAACUCUGUCAAGUGUGGAAAUACGGAGGAAAACACCUUGUUUGGAAGCACGGAUUCGCCACAUGAAAUGCAAUUAAACUACACGCACUGGCCAUUUGAUCAAGAAGAAGAUGGAGAUCAUGAUCAUGAUCUCCAAUCACUGCCCUUCAGAUAUAUUCAGUAUUCACAAGGGAAAAUUAAUUAA
This is a messenger RNA of Sesamum indicum (sesame), 747 nucleotides long. NCBI's taxonomy places the organism in Eukaryota, Viridiplantae, Streptophyta, Magnoliopsida, Lamiales, Pedaliaceae. The record is from RefSeq and is a predicted model, not a curated record.